CGCCUGCAGAGCCGGGCUGCUGGUGCAGCAUCGGCGGAGGCAGUGGGUGUUGCUGCAUCCGGACCUUGUGCCUCUGAGCUUACGCCUGGUCUCUAGGUGGGGAGACGGGACGUAGCCAGGCCGGGACUGUGGGGGUGCGCAGCGCCCGCUGGGGCUUAGGGGGAGAUACAGGCUGCGGCCUGUCAGACCCAGUCAGGGAGGUGCCCACACUCUUGACAGAAUAAGAUGGCGGCGAUGGCGCCUGGAGGUAGUGGCAGUGGCGGCGGCGGCGUGAAUCCGUUCCUCAGUGAUUCGGACGAGGACGACGACGAGGUAUCGACGACCGAGGAGCGGCGGGCAGGACUUCGGCUGGGUUCCGCGGGCGGCCUAGAUCCUGGCUCUGCAGACUCGCUAUCGCCCCAGGAUCCCGUGGCCUUAGGGAGCAGUGCACGGCCAGGGCUCCCUGGGGAGGCGGCGGCGGCGGCGGCGGUGGCACUGGGGGGCAGCGGGGAGACCCCGGCCCGAUUGUCAAUUGAUGCGAUCGCGGCUCAGCUGUUGCGCGAUCAAUACUUGCUGACCGCCCUGGAGCUGCACACGGAGCUGUUAGAGAGCGGCCGUGAGCUGCCUCGGCUGCGCGACUACUUCUCCAAUCCGGGCAACUUCGAGAGACAGAGUGGGACCCCUCCGGGGAUGGGGGCGCCGGGGAUCCCUGGAGCUGUUGGCUUCGGAGGCGCAGGAGGUCGAGAGCCGAGUACGACGUCGGGCGGGGGACAGCUCAAUCGUGCUGGGAGCAUCAGUACCCUUGAUUCUUUAGACUUUGCAAGAUACUCAGAUGAUGGGAACAGGGAAACGGAUGAGAGAGUGGCAGUCCUGGAGUUUGAACUACGGAAAGCCAAGGAGACCAUUCAGGCCCUCCGAGCCAACCUGACAAAGGCUGCAGAACAUGAAGUUCCUUUACAGGAACGAAAAAAUUACAAAUCAAGUCCUGAAAUUCAGGAGCCAAUCAAACCUCUUGAAAAGAGAGCUCUAAACUUCUUAGUCAAUGAAUUUUUAUUGAAGAAUAACUACAAGCUUACAUCAAUAACUUUUUCAGAUGAAAAUGAUGAUCAGGAUUUUGAAUUAUGGGAUGAUGUAGGAUUAAAUAUUCCGAAACCUCCAGACUUAUUGCAACUUUACCGAGAUUUUGGAAAUCACCAGGUCACUGGAAAAGACCUUGUGGAUGUGGCCAGUGGGGUGGAAGAAGGUGAUUUGGAGGUUCUUGCACCCGUUUCAGGCAGCCUUCCUCCAACUCUUGAAACUCCUCAGACUUUAGAGAACUCCUUGCUAGUACAGAAAUUAGAAGAUAAAAUUAGUUUAUUAAAUAGUGAGAAAUGGUCUUUGAUGGAACAAAUCAGAAGACUUGAAAGUGAAAUGGACUUUCUCAAAAGCGAACACUUUGCCAUCCCAGUAGUGUGUGACUCUGUUCAACCUCCUUUGGAUCAGUCUCUUCACAAAGACUCUGAAGACAGUGGCCAGAAUCCAGUUGUAAAUAGUUCAGACGAGGGAAAAAACAAGGAUAUCCAUCUUUCAAAAUCAGAUGAAGUUGAUUCCACUUUUCCUAAAGAGAACGUCCCAAACUCUUUACCCAGAAGAGAAAGAGAAGCAGUGCCAUCUCCUUCUCCAUCAAGUAAAAACACAGUCCCUUUUGAUAAACCCAAUAGGAAAUUGUCUCCUGCUUUCCACCAAGCACUACUCUCUUUUUGUCGGAUGUCAGCAGACAGUCGUUUAGGAUCAGAGGUAUACCUGAUAUUCUUGAAGGAGUUGAUCCCCCUCAUACUGUGUACAGCAUGCCUGCACCCUGAGCCGAAAGAGAGAGAUCAGCUUCUCCACAUCCUUUUCAAUUUAAUCAAGAGGCCAGAUGAUGAGCAAAGGCAGAUGAUCCUGACAGGUUGCGUGGCGUUUGCACGUCAUGUCGGACCGACGCGUGUAGAAGCUGAACUUCUACCACAGUGUUGGGAGCAGUUUCAGAAAGAAAUUCGUAGCUCCUUGGUUCUUUCAAUGUUGCAACAGAUGCUAAUGGAAGAUAAGGCGGAUUUGGUAAGAGAAGCUGUGAUCAAAAGCCUGGGUAUCAUUAUGGGAUACAUUGAUGAUCCAGACAAAUAUCAACAGGGUUUUGAAUUGUUGCUGUCAUCCUUGGGUGAUCCCUCAGAAAGAGUAGUUAGUGCAACGCAUCAAGUAUUUUUACCAGCUUAUGCUGCCUGGACUACAGAACUUGGAAAUUUACAGUCUCAUCUUAUACCUACAUUGCUGAACAAAAUUGAAAAACUUCUCAGGGAAGGAGAGCACGGACUGGAUGAGCACAAGCUCCACAUGUAUCUUUCCGCCUUGCAGUCCUUGAUCCCAUCUCUUUUUGCGUUAGUGCUGCAGAACGCACCUUUCUCCAGCAAAGCCAAGCUUCACGGUGAAGUGCCACAGAUAGAAGUGACGAGGUUCCCUCGGCCUAUGUCACCCCUUCAAGAUGUGUCUACUAUUAUUGGGAGUCGUGAGCAACUGGCAGUGCUACUACAACUCUAUGAUUACCAGCUGGAACACGAGGGUACAACAGGCUGGGAGAGUUUACUGUGGGUUGUCAAUCAAUUGUUGCCACAACUUAUAGAAAUAGUUGGCAAAAUUAAUGUUACCUCAACUGCCUGUGUCCAUGAGUUCUCCAGAUUUUUCUGGCGCCUUUGCCGGACAUUUGGCAAAAUUUUUACAAACACUAAGGUAAAACCUCAGUUCCAGGAGAUUUUAAGACUAUCUGAAGAAAACAUUGAUUCCUCAGCAAGAAAUGGGGUCCUCACUAAAGCCACCGUCCCCAUUUAUGCAACAGGAGUUCUUACGUGUUAUAUUCAGGAAGAAGACCGAAAACUGUUAGUUGGGUUCUUAGAAGAUGUAAUGACCCUGCUUUCAUUAUCUCAUGCUCCUCUUGACAGCCUGAAGGCUUCUUUUGUGGAACUGGGUGCAAAUCCAGCCUACCAUGAGCUGUUGCUGACUGUUCUGUGGUAUGGGGUUGUCCACACUUCGGCGCUUGUGAGGUGCACUGCUGCUAGAAUGUUUGAGCUGACUCUUCGAGGCAUGAGCGAAGCAUUAGUUGACAAGCGGGUUGCUCCGGCCCUUGUCACCUUGUCCAGUGAUCCUGAAUUCUCUGUCAGGAUUGCCACAAUUCCAGCCUUUGGCACUAUUAUGGAAACAGUUAUUCAAAGAGAGUUGCUGGAAAGAGUGAAAAUGCAGUUGGCUUCUUUCCUGGAAGAUCCUCAGUAUCAGGACCAAUAUGCUUUGCAUACAGAGAUCAUAAAAACGUUUGGUAGAGUUGGGCCUAAUGCAGAACCAAGGUUCCGAGAUGAAUUUGUUAUACCACAUUUGCACAAGUUAGCCUUGGUGAACAACUUACAAAUUGUGGAUUCUAAAAGACUGGACAUCGCUACCCAUCUUUUUGAAGCCUACAGUGCACUUUCCUGUUGUUUCAUUUCAGAAGAUUUAAUGGUUAAUCACUUUUUACCUGGCCUCCGAUGUUUGCGGAUUGACAUGGAGCACCUUUCUCCAGAGCAUGAGGUUAUUUUAAGUUCCAUGAUAAAAGAAUGUGAACAAAAAGUAGAGAACAAGACUGUCCAAGAGCCUCAAGGCUCAAUGUCCAUUGCUGCAAGCUUAGUGAGUGAAGAUACGAAGACCAAGUUUUUGAACAAAAUGGGCCAGUUGACAACGUCAGGUGCCAUGCUGGCCAAUGUGUUUCAGAGAAAGAAGUAAAGGCAGGAAGGAAGCCCCCAGCAAACAUACGGUGGACCUCAAGCAGACUGGUUCCUUGUACUUGAAGUACUUGCCUUUUUAUUUCUUUGUUUUACGUUCUUGCAUUAUAAUUUUAUCCUAACCUCCAAAGAUGUUUGCACUCUUUUGAUUAUUGCUGUAUAUCUGUUCAUUUUGGAGUUACAACUGUGGUGAUAGAAAAUUGAGUUGAUAGUCUGUACCAAGCCCCUCUUAUAUGUUCCUGUCUUUCGGAAUAAUUUUUUAAUAUAUAUAUAUAUAGUGAAGAGUUUUGUUUUUGUUUUUUUAAUUUUUGGAUGGGAUAUUAGCAAAUAUCUGUAUUAUACACUAAGCUAUUACAAUGGUACUUAAAAUAAUGUAAAUUUGAAGUCAUUGUUAUAAAGUAAUAAAAGUGGAGAUUACUUAAUAUUUAAAUUAUGAAAGAAUAAUGCAGACUUUGUAUUGUUUCUUAACUGACUAGAAAGAGCCACCAGCAUUACUCUGUGCCUUUUGGACUUUAGUUUGUGUGUCUGUAGGAACGAUGUGCAUUCCAUUCACGCAGUAUUUAUAAUGCUGUGCUGAAUCUGAAUUACAAAUCCUACAGUAAGUAAAUAAUAAUGAAACUUUCAACAUUUCAGAGCUCUCAUGAAUAUUCUUUAAGUGCUAUUUAAACCUCCCCAGCACUGACAUGCGUAUAAUGGACUUACCUGAGGAAAGACAGCACAUAGCACGGGGAGCAAUAACCAAGGUGGAUUUUACAAACUGGUGUGUAGUAGAUUUAAAUAUUCAAAAAUAAGUGUAAGUGAGAAGAGCUUAUAAUUGUGAAAUUUCUUCCCCAAUUGAAACACAGAAGAAAAUACAGUUCGAAUCUGAAAUUUAACACUUAUUUAUGUAAAACAUUUUAUUUAAGGUAUUUUGUAAUGAUUUUAAUUUCAGAGAGUAUCUUUGCAUUCUGCGUGUUAUAGAGAAGUACUGAAAAGUUAAGGACAUUUGGGGGCUGCUUUUUCCCUCUGACGUGAAAAUGACAUUGACUCUUUUAUUGUUGGGUAGUUAACACCUUGUUCCUUAAAGUCAGUGGCCAUUCUUGUGUUUGGCAUGUGUCACAUAAUCUUAAGUCGGUCCACUGGAUUUGAGAGUUGAAGUAGAAAAGAGUGGUGCUGGAUGUAGAAGGGGGAUGAUUGGUUUGAGGGGUUAAUGUGAGGCCUUUUUGAAAAAUGAGUAUUUUAAUAAAAAGAAUUCUCAUCUGAGCACAGUUGAUGCACAUAGGAGAUUCUCAUGUUUGUUGUAUAAACUGCUUUGAUACACUGGGAACAUAGUUACUCUUCCUGGGAAAGCUACCUUACCACACUCUCAAGCUUAUAAAAUGAGUUGCCAUAGGCAAAUCCAUUUUUAAAGUUUAUUCUGACAUUAUUUCUUUUACCUACAGUGAAAUAAUUGUUAACUAGUCCUUCUGGAAACUGUUGGAUUCUAGGCAUUCCUGAGAAAUUGAAAGUGGCUACCUUUCAUGUCAAAAAUGCUGAUCUAUUAUAAAUAAAAUGUUUUUGCAUA
Hipposideros armiger (great roundleaf bat) is the source of this 5283-nucleotide messenger RNA. It is a transcript of the gene RELCH, whose product is annotated as RAB11 binding and LisH domain, coiled-coil and HEAT repeat containing. Bases 226 to 3741 code for a protein of 1171 amino acids. Gene Ontology annotation, cellular component: trans-Golgi network; recycling endosome. The transcript is spliced from 28 exons. Gene Ontology annotation, biological process: intracellular cholesterol transport. Lineage: Eukaryota; Metazoa; Chordata; Mammalia; Chiroptera; Hipposideridae. The record is from RefSeq and is a predicted model, not a curated record. Gene Ontology annotation, molecular function: protein binding.